Arachis duranensis is the source of this 2406-nucleotide messenger RNA. RefSeq names its product probable E3 ubiquitin-protein ligase ARI1. Gene Ontology annotation, molecular function: zinc ion binding; ubiquitin conjugating enzyme binding; ubiquitin protein ligase activity. Gene Ontology annotation, biological process: protein polyubiquitination; positive regulation of proteasomal ubiquitin-dependent protein catabolic process; ubiquitin-dependent protein catabolic process. The coding region runs from base 250 to 1995 and encodes 581 amino acids. Gene Ontology annotation, cellular component: cytoplasm; ubiquitin ligase complex. The record is from RefSeq and is a predicted model, not a curated record. Lineage: Eukaryota; Viridiplantae; Streptophyta; Magnoliopsida; Fabales; Fabaceae. The transcript is spliced from 7 exons.
UUGAAGGUAGGGGAAAAGGAAAGGUUGUGUGUUGUGUGUUGUGUGUUGUGACUCUCUUUGGAGAGAGACUGUGUUUCUCUGCUGCCACCUCCUCUCUCUUUCGCCGGCGUUCUCGUCGGAGAUUCUAUUCCCUCUUUUUUUCUCUUUCCGAUCGCCCAAUUCCAUCCAUAUCCCUAACCCUUCUCAACCAACUCAUAAUUUCGGCGUUUUCUUUCGUUGGGGUUUUUGCUUCCUUUGUGCGAUCAAUCAAUGGAAGAUUACGCUGCCAGCAGCGAUGACGAAUACCGUUACUCCGAUCCGGAGGACUCCGUCGACGCCUUCGAUAACGAUGAUAACGAUUAUCAAUUAGUCUCUUCCAAGGGUCCCUCUACUCAGGUGAUUACGAAGGAGUCAUUGCUAGCUGCACAGAAGGAGGAUUUACGCAGGGUGAUGGACAUGCUAUCGGUGAGGGAGCAACAUGCACGUACCCUGCUUAUUUUUCAUCGUUGGGAUGUGGAGAAGUUGUUUGCCGUGUAUGUAGAUAGGGGAAAACAUUUUCUGUUUUCUGAAGCUGGUGUUACAGUGGAUGAACAUCGCGACUCUAAUUCGUCAGCUGCUCCUUCGACAAUAAUGUGCGAAAUUUGCAUAGAGGAUGUUCCUAGUGAUGAAACAACAAAAAUGGACUGCGGUCACUGUUUUUGCAACGGCUGUUGGACAGAGCAUUUUAUUGUCAAGAUAAAUGAGGGUCAAAGCAAGCGAAUCAGAUGCAUGGCACACAAAUGUUAUUCCAUUUGUGAUGAAGCUGUUGUCAGAACUCUUCUCAGCAAAAAGCACCCUGAUAUGGCAGAGAAAUAUGAACGCUUUCUUCUUGAAUCCUAUAUUGAAGACAACAAGAGAGUUAAAUGGUGUCCUAGUACGCCUCAUUGUGGGAAUGCAAUACGUGUUGAGGACGAUGAAUUAUGUGAGGUAGAAUGUUCAUGUGGUUUACAGUUUUGCUUCAGUUGCUUGUCAGAAGCACAUUCCCCAUGCUCAUGUUUGAUGUGGGAGCUUUGGGCCAAAAAGUGUCGAGAUGAAUCAGAAACUGUUAAUUGGAUAACAGUUCAUACCAAGCCUUGUCCAAAGUGCCACAAACCGGUCGAGAAAAAUGGUGGUUGUAACUUGGUUAGCUGUAUCUGUGGUCAAGCUUUUUGUUGGUUGUGUGGUGGAGCUACUGGUCGAGAGCAUACCUGGUCAAGCAUUGCUGGUCAUAGCUGUGGUCGCUAUAAAGAGCAAGAAAAAACAGCUGAACGGGCAAAGAGGGAUCUGUAUCGUUAUAUGCAUUAUCAUAAUCGUUACAAAGCUCACACAGAUUCCUUUAAGCUUGAGAGUAAACUGAAGGAGACUAUACAAGAGAAGAUUGCUGUCUCAGAAGAAAAAGAUUCUACGCUAAGGGAUUAUAGUUGGGUAAAUAAUGGGCUCUCUAGACUUUUCAGAUCUAGGCGUGUCCUAUCAUAUUCAUAUGCAUUUGCGUUUUACAUGUUUGGUGACGAGCUAUUUAAGGAAGAAAUGACAGAAGCUCAAAGGGAAAUAAAACAGAACUUGUUUGAGGAUCAGCAGCAGCAGCUUGAGGCAAACGUUGAAAAGCUCUCCAAAAUUUUAGAGGAGCCUUUUGAAACUUUUGAAGAUGAUAAAGUCAUGGAGAUAAGGAUGCAGAUAAUCAAUCUGACCACUAUCAUUGACAAACUUUGUCAAAAAAUGUAUGAGUGUAUUGAGAAUGAUUUACUAGGUUCUCUCCAUAUUGGUGUUCACAACAUUGCUCCAUACAAGUCAAAGGGGAUCGAGAAGGCAUCAGAACUUUCAGUUUGUUGGACAAAUGAGGCCAAUAAUACCGGUGUAACAGCAGAACUCGAUAGGCCUUCCGGAUCAGGGAGCUCAGACGAUAGUGGAUGCUCUUCUCGCAAGCGCGCUAGGAAAGAGGGCCUCGGAGGCGCGUUUUUUGAUCUAAACUUACCAGCAGAGUUUGUAGACAGAAAUUGACUUUGGAAGGAAGACACCUUAUAAAUGACCACCAUCACCAUACAGAGAUGCACAGGCCUAACAUGAAAUGCAUUACUUUGCUGCCUUUGAUGGAGUUAAUCACUUUGGAAAAUUACCCUUUUUUUAUUAUUUUGCUUCAUAACUUUAUUUUGGGCAUGUCUCUGCAGAGAUAUGAUUCCAUCUUUAUUUCCUACUUAAGCCAUCUUCUACCUUUUCUUAUAUAUGUUUGGAAUUCUAGCAUUGUAUAUAGCUAGCCUUGGGGGGCAUUUAUUUACUAAUAGUUUUUUUUUCUCUUUUAUGUAAAUGUCUACUUGGGUUUCUAGCACCCUUGAGGACAACUUCUAGGAUGCUUUAUUCAGUAACUUAUUAUGAUGGAGUUACAAGUGAAGGUAACUUCACUUAUUUUUCUUA